GAGAUAUUUUGUCACAGGACCCAAAGAAGCACGUUGAAAUGUUUUUGGAAGUUGUUAGCGGUUGAUAAAAUUAAAUACUCCCAAAAACAACAGUAGUUAAAGUAAACACUGCGAUUUUAAAGACACUGUAACAAGUAGUCGUCAGCAACUUUGCAGUUUAAGACAAGCAUGGCAUCUUCGCUGGUAGUUCCUGUCAUUGAUGUCCAGAAUGAAAACUUUAAAGAGCUUUGGCCUGCUAUGGUCGUGGCUAUUAAAACGGCGUCCUUCGUUGCACUGGACACGGAGCUGAGCGGUCUUGGGAACAGGAAGUCCUUGCUGGCUGAAUCCAUUGAGGACAGAUACAAAGCUAUAUGUCAUGCAGCUCGGUCCCGCUCCAUCCUCUCGUUGGGAAUCGCCUGCUACAAGAAACUUGAUCAAAAGCCUGCAGACUCGUACCUGGUGCAGGUGUAUAACCUCACCCUUCUAUGUUCAGAGGAGUACAUCAUAGAGCCCCAGUCAGUGCAUUUCCUGGUGCAGCACGGAUUUGACUUCAACAAGCAGUACGGCCACGGAAUCCCAUACUGCAAGGGCAACAAUAAGGGAGGUGCAGAUGACCGCGGCGUUCACAUCCGAGCACUGUUCACUGAGCUGCUGCGUGCUCGGAAACCCCUGGUGCUACACAAUGGUCUCAUUGACAUGGCUUUUCUGUACCAGAGUUUCUAUGCUCACCUGCCUGAGCGCCUGGCCACCUUCACUGCUGACCUGUCAGAGAUGUUUCCCGCUGGGAUAUACGACACCAAAUAUGUCACAGAAUUUGAGCUUCGACUCUCUGCCUCCUAUCUUGAGUACGCCUACAAGAAAUGUAAGCUGGAUAAUGGUCGCAGUGUGGACUCCGGAACAAAUGGACCUCAUGUUCACAUAGAGUUCUGUCAGUAUGCUGGUCACAUGUCCACCUAUGUGGACUACAGGGAGUCUCCAGCUGUCGCUUCUGUUGAGGAACAGACUGACAUCUGUCAGCGCUUCUCUGCAUUUGGUUGGUGUCCGAGUGGCACAAAGUGUCCGUUAUCCCAUGACACAGACCGCAUCAUUCUCCAGGACGAGAAAAAUAAGGAUGACAAGUGGAAGAAAAGGAAGAGACAGAGAGAGAAGAAGAGAAGUGAAGGAGAGGGCUCCUCCAUCUUUGAUGGUGCUCCGGAAAAUAAAAUCCCCAACAUGGAAGUGGAUCCAGAAGAUCCGCCAGGAGACCAGCGAGGGACAGUUGCUGAGAUGUGCCCAGAUGGUUUGCCAGCAAUGGACAGUGAUGGAAACACCCCACAGAGUGAAGGAAAGAGCUUGGCGACUGACAGCAAGGGGAACAGUGUGUGUGAUGAGAACAUAACAACAGCCUCAAUUGAUGACAGCCGGAACACAAAAAACAACACAAAUGAUGGAAAAAGUGGAGAAGUGAGUGGGACAGGAGCAGGGAGAGAAAAGACGAAUGACUGCUCAGCUGGGAUUGAAACCCAGAAGAAGAAUGCUGAUGCAGGGACACAUCGGGCAGGAUUUGACGCCUUUAUGACAGGAUACAUCUUCGCCUACUCCUGUACCGUCAUCAGGAAGGAAGAAGCUGGAGAAGCAGACAAGGAGCAGGAGGAGGAGGAGCAGUCGUGGCUUCCUACCUGUCUUAACAAGGUCUAUCUGAGCGGCAAGGUAGCGCCUCUCAAUGUGGUAAAGAGUACCUUCUCCAAAUCGUCCAAGGCCCACAUGCAGAAGAUGGAGAUGGUGUGGGGCAGAAGGUGUUAAAUUUUGUCUCUCUUGGUUUGUAAGGAAUAAAUCCCACAGACUUGGACUUGAAUCCAGUGACCAUUGGGGAUGUUUAUUGUUUGAAAUAUAUUUGCUUGUAAUUGACCUUCUGUAAAUGCCAUGGUUCACCCAAAUCACGUGGUCUCCAUACUUGGUCAAAACCUUUGUCCAGAUCAAAUGAAACCAGUGUCAAUAUAUUAGUUUUUCCUUCAGCCUCAGCUUAAUUUGUGUUAUUUCAGUGUUGGCAUGCUAAGUCAUUGUCAGCAUUUAGGCAUAUGCAGUUAGCAUUUAGCCUUAAACACAGCAGCGCUAAGCUGUGAGUGAACGGCAGGUUGACUCCUGACUGUGAAUGAGAGGACAGUUCUGGUGUAAUCAUCAUUUUAUCCUAAUGGGGAAAUGUUCCUGGAGGAUGGAGGAAUUGAUACCACUGACCAAACUCUCAUAGAUCACCACCUUCUAAUGCAAUCAUUAAUCCAUUUUUCAAAUAUUACAUUUAAGAUCCCUUGAGUAUCGAGGAAUUAUAACAACAAUGGUGAAUGAGCACCCAGUUUCUUAAAAUCAAUGCAGCUUUGCGUUUGAAAAAAUAUCCCAUAUUAUGCUUACAGUUGAUUAAAAGAUUAAAUGUGUUUUUCUGCUCUUAAAA
Molecule: messenger RNA, 2404 nt
Organism: Haplochromis burtoni (Burton's mouthbrooder)
Lineage: Eukaryota; Metazoa; Chordata; Actinopteri; Cichliformes; Cichlidae
Gene: toe1
Product: target of EGR1, exonuclease
Exons: 9
Coding region: 169-1761 (530 amino acids)
Biological process (GO): snRNA 3'-end processing
Cellular component (GO): cytoplasm; Cajal body
Molecular function (GO): snRNA binding; metal ion binding; 3'-5'-RNA exonuclease activity
Source: RefSeq, a predicted model, not a curated record